ACGACCCACACAGCCCCGGGACCCACCCACGAUGCACACACACCCACGCCCAACCCACGCACACACACCCACGUUGGAUACCAUCUCUCUCGUCUUCCUCGAUCCCCUUUCUCCACCCCACGCCGCCGCCAGAUUCCGGUGAUCCCCGCGGUUCCCCACCACCUAGCUCUCCUCCCCGAGGUCACCUCUGCCCGCUCACCAUCUCCACUGACCGGUUUCUCUCCUCGCCCAGGAGAGCCACACCCAGGCACUGGUGGUGGUGCGCCGCGUGGAGGCCCCAGCGGCGUUGAGCUGCUGUUGCUGCGGGCACAGCGACGUCGACGUGGUCAGGAUGGUCGCAGCCCUUCAAGAUUCUCAAUGGCGGCAUCUCGGCGCUGAUGGCGGAGUCGACGGCGAGCAUCGGCGGGUACAUGGCAUCGGGGUACCGGAGGGUGGCUGGCGUGCAGCUCUACAUCAACCACCUCAAGCCCGCCCGCCUCGACGACCGCAUCGAGGCCAAGGCGAACCCCAUCCGGUACCUCAACCCCGACGCGUACUUGGAAAAGGACCAGCUACUGGACGCGGUGCAUUGGAUCCGGCAGGCGGUGGGGCUUGCCUACGACCUGCUCUGGGGCACCGCCCCCCUCGUCGGCGCCUUCUGGAUCGCCCUGUCAGUCCCUCCCUCCCUCCAUCCUCAAAGCCCCAACCUUCUUCUUUCCCUUCAGACAUAGGCAUCGAUUCAGGCUCAUUGUUAACUGAAUUUGUAAGCUCAUCUCACACUGGAUUUGGGACCUCUUUCCCAUCGUGUAUUAUAGUACUAGCAAGUCAGUCACACAUGAAUUAGUAGAUGAGUCUAGCAAUUCUGUUAACUGAAUUAUUUUAGAAACCCACUUUGUUUUGCCUUUCAUUGAUCACCGCGACAGGUCAGAGGAGGUGAAGUGAAUGUUAGAUUCGCUGUGAAUUGGAGGUUCGGUAGCCUCGUCUCUGAGCACUCGUCACCAGCUCAGCAACAAGCAUCGCAGUGGUGAUGCGAUUUCUCUGGUAUUAGAUGUGACAUGAGUUGUUCAAUCAGCUCUUUGUUUGGCGUGGCCAUUAGCAAACCAGCAAACCAACGCAAUUGCCUCAUAUAUGUAGUGGGAUAUGAACUGCUCUUAGUUUCUCUGUGCUCAUUAUUAGUUCAAUAAAUUGGCAAACGGCUGCUGAUGUAUGAUUGACUGGCUUUGUUUAUCU
Molecule: messenger RNA, 1209 nt
Organism: Triticum dicoccoides
Lineage: Eukaryota; Viridiplantae; Streptophyta; Magnoliopsida; Poales; Poaceae
Exons: 2
Coding region: 378-710 (110 amino acids)
Biological process (GO): phylloquinone biosynthetic process
Cellular component (GO): peroxisome
Molecular function (GO): 1,4-dihydroxy-2-naphthoyl-CoA thioesterase activity
Source: RefSeq, a predicted model, not a curated record